Oncorhynchus tshawytscha (Chinook salmon) is the source of this 744-nucleotide messenger RNA. Its product is annotated as basic salivary proline-rich protein 4-like. The record is from RefSeq and is a predicted model, not a curated record. NCBI's taxonomy places the organism in Eukaryota, Metazoa, Chordata, Actinopteri, Salmoniformes, Salmonidae. The transcript is spliced from 7 exons. Bases 1 to 744 code for a protein of 247 amino acids.
AUGCAUAAAGAUGCUGUCUGUGUGCUGCUUGUGGGUCCGGUGGUUGGGCAGGCGGCCGUUCUGUACGAGGGGAGACCUGAGGUCAACCUACCUCAACCUACCCCCGGGCUUCCAGAGGGGAGACCUGAGGUCAACCUACCCCAGGCUUCCAGCCUCCCCCCCCUACCUACCUCAGGCUUCCAGAGGGGGGAGAGACCUGAGGUCAGACCUACCCCCCCGCCCCCUACCUCAGGCUUCCAGAGGGGAGACCUGAGGUCAACCUAUCCCUUCCAGAGGGGAGACCUCAACCCCUACCUCAGGCUUCCAGAGGGGAGACCUGAGGUCAACCUACCCCCCAGCCUCCCCCCCGCCCCCUACCUCAGGCUUCCAGAGGGGUCAGACCUGAGGCUCAGAGGGGGAGACCUGAGGCUUCCAGAGGGGAGACCUGAGGUCAACCUACCCCCCCCCCCCCCUACCUCAGGCUUCCAGAGGGACCUGAGACCUGAGAGGGGAGACCUGACCUCAGGCUUCCAGAGGGGAGACCUGAGGUCAACCUACCCCGCCCCCUACCUCAGGCUUCCAGAGGGGAGACCUCAGGUCAACCUACCCCCCCCCCCUCAGGCUUCGAGGGGAGACCAUCACAUACUUCUGAGUGAGGGGAGACCUGAGGUCAACUUCCCAGGCAGUAGCCUGCCUAGCUUCCAGAGGGGAGACAAACUCCCCCCCCUCGCCAAUCAGAGCGCCCACUCCGACAAGGUUAAUUGA